AUGGCAUUAGACUCUCAAGUCUGUCACCCUCGAAUCCUAUUUUCAAUCAGUCAUCACUUAUUAUCUCGCCCAGCAACAUCAACUGCGGUUGAACGUGUAUUCUCGCAGGGCCGGCGGCUCAUUCACUUUACUCGCCACCGACUCGUACUAUCAACAAUUCGUGCCUCUCUGUCUCGGAACCUGCCAGUGGGGCAAGAGUGGUCUUCUGGCGAUGGAGGACCUUCUAGCCUCUGA
Suillus subaureus is the source of this 234-nucleotide messenger RNA. RefSeq lists its product as uncharacterized. The record is from RefSeq and is a predicted model, not a curated record. The transcript has a single exon. Gene Ontology annotation, molecular function: protein dimerization activity. Bases 1 to 234 code for a protein of 77 amino acids. Lineage: Eukaryota; Fungi; Basidiomycota; Agaricomycetes; Boletales; Suillaceae.